AUGGACAGAAUAACUAUACUUUGUUGUGUGAACGCAAGUGGGACUGACAAAAAAAAACUUUUAGUGAUAGGAAAAAGUAAAAAACCUCGUUGUUUUCAAAAAAUUUCUUUACAAAAAUUACCGGUUGAGUAUCAUGCAAAUAAAAACGCAUGGAUGACUUCGGCCAUUUUUACCGAUUGGUUGCAACGUUGGGAUAGUGAGUUGAACAAAACAAAAAAAGCUAUAUGUCUCGUUUUAGACAACUGUACUGCCCAUCCUAAUAUAUCUUUGAAAAACAUCAAGCUUAAGUUCUUACCACCUAAUACAACAUCACUAAUUCAGCCUUUAGAUAUGGGUGUUAUCCAAAAUUUAAAGGUUAAGUAUAGAGCAACACUGGUCAAUUACAUUUUAGAAAAGAUUGAAGACAAUUUACUUGAAUCAAAAUCAACAGCAAUAGAUAUCAGUAAAAAAAUUAAUAUCCUACAAGCAAUUCAAUUUAUUUCAGACAGCUGGCGUGAUGUAAGUAGUCAGACAAUCAAAAAUUGUUUUCGAAAGUGUGAUUUUUUGGAGGAAAGUUAUAACAUCGAUCAACAGUUGGAACCUAAUUCCGAAGAAAAUGAUAACGUAAGAGUGCUAAAUAACGUAGAAUUUGAACAACUGGAUUCAAAUAUACAAUGUUAUGACCAAAAUGAAUACGUCGAUGAUGUAAUUAUUCAAUCCAUACAAGAUCAACAUAAUUCAGAUGAAGACACUGACGAGGAACCAGAUCCACCAAUCCGACUACAUGAGGCAAAGAAAUCUUUGGAAACAUUGCGAUUAUUUUUUCUUCAACAAGGAAAUGAAGAAAGCCCGAUAAGUGCUUUGGAUACUUGUUCGGACUACAUUCGUCAACAAACAUUAAAAUGUAAAAAACAAAGUAAUAUUCAUAAUUUUUUUAAAUAA
Messenger RNA from Macrosiphum euphorbiae (potato aphid), 921 nucleotides. The record is from the annotation of a GenBank genome assembly. Lineage: Eukaryota; Metazoa; Arthropoda; Insecta; Hemiptera; Aphididae.